Scatophagus argus is the source of this 3836-nucleotide messenger RNA. It is a transcript of the gene ric8b, whose product is annotated as RIC8 guanine nucleotide exchange factor B. The coding region runs from base 170 to 1795 and encodes 541 amino acids. Gene Ontology annotation, biological process: G protein-coupled receptor signaling pathway. Lineage: Eukaryota; Metazoa; Chordata; Actinopteri; Scatophagidae. The transcript has 11 exons. Gene Ontology annotation, molecular function: guanyl-nucleotide exchange factor activity; G-protein alpha-subunit binding. Gene Ontology annotation, cellular component: plasma membrane; cytoplasm. The record is from RefSeq and is a predicted model, not a curated record.
AUGGAGGCUCUGCUUCAGACUUAGUAACAGCUGAGGAUAUUUGCGUGAGGAAAACUGUACAUGUACAAAACCAAAACCCAGUGUAGAGAGCGGACAGCCCUGUUGGUGAUGGAGAUAGACAGCUAGGGGAGUUUCCCUGUCGACAGCAGCGGACCUGGCUGUAUCCACCAUGGAUUUGGAUAAUAUCUUGUCGCAGCUUGAAACAGCCAACGAAGAGGAAAUUGAAAAGCUUCUACAGCAGUAUAAUCGAGAGAACAGUCACACCUUCACUUUUGAACAAAAAGAAGAAACCCUGCGGAGUAAGCUGUGUCAGAGUGUGUUGACAGUACUUGGGAGGCAGAUGCAGCCCAGCUGUCAGAAGACAUGUUUGGAGACACUCCGCAUCCUGUCCAGAGACAAACGUGUGCUCGCACCUGUAGCCACCAGGGAGGGCAUGCUGAUUCUGGGAGGGAUGGCGAGGCUGCAUGCUGGAGAUGAAGGAGGUGAUAACCAGAAAAGCUCUCAGGAAGAGGUCCUGUCACAGGAGGAGGAGAGGGUUGUGGUGGAGGCCUUAAAGUGCCUAUGCAACGUGGUGUACAACAGCCCUGCGGCUCAGCAGGUUAGUGUAGAUGUGCAGCUGUCUCAUGGCCUCUGUGCCAGCCUGCACACGGGCCGCACGAGGCACCAUGAGGUGGGCCUGUUCACCCUGCGCCUUCUUUUCCUGCUGUCUGCCCUGAGACCUGAUUUGAGAGGGGUUUUGAGGAGAGAAUGGCAUGCUGUGAAACUACUGUCAGAGGUUCUGGAGCACACCCUGGAUGUGCGCUGGGUUGGUCCCUAUGAAGCUGCCCGUCCAGAUCUACAGGCUCUGCCCAUGCCUGCAGAGGACAAUGAACGAGCAAUGGAAGCACUCAAAGCCUUGUUCAACCUCACGCUGUCUCUUACUGGUGGAGAGGACGAUGACCACCAGUCCCGACUCAUUGCUGCCAUCCUGCGUCAUCUGCUGAUGCUGAAGACUGAGACGGAGGAGAAGACAGAGGAAGCGCACAGCCAUGCAGUCAACCUGCUGAAUAACCUACCCGUGUCCUGUUUGGACGUGCUCAUCAACGUGCCUGUCCAGGGAGGACAAGAGAAAUAUAGUGGGAAAAACAUGGAUGCAGUCCAGGUGUUACUCGACUUCAUGGAGAAAAGGAUCGACAAGCAGGGCUCAAACUACAAGGAGGGUUUAACCCCAGUGCUCAGCCUUUUGACUGAAGGCUCCAGACACCACAGGGAGAUCCGCAGAUAUAUCAAAGCUCAGGUACUUCCCCCACUGAAAGAUGUGAAGAUCAGGCCAGAGAUCGGCUCCACCAUCAGAAACAAGUUGGUUCGCCUUAUGACACAUGUUGACAUGGGUGUGAAGCAGACGGCUGCAGAGUUUCUCUUUGUACUCUGCAAAGAAAACGUUGACAACCUGCUGAAGUACACGGGGUAUGGAAACGCAGCAGGACUCCUGGUGGCUCGAGGACUUCUCGCAGGAGGGAGAGGAGAGACUCAGUACUCUGAAGACGAGGACUCAGACACAGAGGAAUACAAAUCUGCAAAACCCUUCAUCAACCCCAUCACCGGUCACGUGGAGGAGCCGAUGCCGAACCCCAUUGAAGAAAUGACAGAGGAGCAGAAGGAGUAUGAAGCUGAGAAACUGGCCAAUAUGUUUGACAAGUUGUCAAGGCAGCACGUGAUCCGGCCAAUGGGGGUCAGACCUGACGGGACGUUAGCUCCUCUUGAGGAAACUCUCUGUAAUGUACCUGAGGACAACUCAGGAUCAGACUCUGACUAGUGCACUGCACAUCCAGGCCUAGGGUAAGCUCAUCGGGUCCCAGCACUUCUAAAGCUGUGUCCUAUUUCAAGGGCUGGAUCCAAUCAAAGUGGUUCAUUCAAAGCUGAACCUGUGUCUCUGUCCUCAAUGAGAUAACUAUCACAGAAUGAGUGUAGAGCAGAAAUGAGAACCUCAGUGUAUUGGCACAUAUCAGUACAGUCUGACGGGACUACUCAAACCCAAAUCAAUGAUGGAAUUUAGGCUCCACCUUUCAACUCAUAUUAACAGGAAGCUGCCCUAAGUUGGCUAAAAGGUUUUAACAGUGGCAACUGGGGCACACUUUGUGAUAGCAGAGUUGUAAUGUGUUUUGUAAGAAAUGAAACAUAACCAGCGAACACUUUAUCAAGUUAAAGGUACUUGUGUCCACGUGACACCUUGCAGAAUAAGUGACGUUAGCCUAGUUUAAGUGAUAUUUUCCAGUGACUCGUGACCACUUGAAUGCAAAUAUGAUAAGCUUCCUUCCUUAACCCCAUUCGGUGUCCUCCGAAGUGGCAAAUGUGACGUUAUGACAUGUUCAGUGUAGAAAUUUGACUUAUGGUGAUCCAGCCCUGAACCGGGACACAGCUGAAACUCCUGGUCCUGUUGCAGCACUAAUCCAUUCUCCAAAGUGGAAGUGGACUUGAUACGUGAAAGAAAGACUCAAAAUGCAUAGGAGGCCUCCGUGGUUACUGUUGCACCUUUCUCAUAUGUUGUAUUGCUUGAGACAAUAGAGGUAAGGAUAUAAUUAUUGCUGGCUUUUGUAUAUCUUAUUGAAAGAACUGCUAUGUUAAAAUGGUAAUUGGGUCUAAAUAAUCAUUCCUUCACUUGUGCUUUGUUGUUUUUCACCUUCUCUUGUAUUUUAUCUGCUAGCUGAUUAUUUUGUCCACUCUUUGUGUUUCUAGAUGAAUCAAGUGCACAUUGUACACACACACGUUUAAACAUGGUAUCACAGAAUCACCUUGUUCUUGGUUUUAAAUCACAGAGCCUGUCCAGUAUGAGCUGGCGGAUUGAUGCAGAUGCAGUGUGGGUAGUUUGACCUCACAGUGGGUCUGUUUGUGGUUUUGUAAUUAUUCUGAAUGUUGCACGUCAGUUGUCCUGAGGAAACUUUCUGAAUUAAUGUCUAACCUGGCUCACUGUAAUGGGGACACCAAGUUAGGCUAACUUGGCUUCAUUUAAAAUGAGAACUUAAGAUGGAAUGCAUCACGUUGCUGCGGGGGACGAUAGUUUCUGCCUCCUGUGAACUCUUGACAAAGAAAUUUAUCAGCUGCAGUGAUUGUUUUCUAAUCCAUGUUACUUCUGCCAAAUUUCCAGGUUAAAUCAGUGAUAUAUAUUUUGUUUUUAUUGAUGUUUUUGCUAAUUUUAUAUAAAUCCACAGUCUUAGUGGGCAUGUAAACUGAAUAAUUCUUCUUUAUGUUGGUACAAUUUAAUUUAAUCACAACAGAUUUGUCCCCCGGAGUGAAAACUGCUCAGAUGGAUUUCUCUGUAAAAAUCCAGAAUAAGUGAAUAUUACUUUAAUCAGAGAAUAUGUCUGAUUUUUACAGUAAUAAAUGACGAUUCACUUCUUUAAUGGUGAAUAAUCAUGAGAUCAGCUGUGCGAUUGAGCUGGGAUAACCGCGACCCCGACGGAUAAAGCCGUAGAGAAAAUGGAUGGAUGGAUGGAUAAUCGUGAACACACUUUUCACCUGAUGCGUUAAUCACUACUGUUGCCUGCUCACACACAGAAUUUUUCAGAUAAGCAUAUAAAUAUUUCUGUGAUCUGGACUGGGCUUCACACAGGUGCAAAGAGGCGAGAACAUCUUCAGUCUGAGUGAGCCAUGACAGGUCUGAUACACAGAUGCUCUUCUUCCUCCACAGUCUGAGUGGGAUAAAUCAAAACUUUAUGUUGGUCACUUUUCCAUGUGGAAAGAACAUAUGUGAUGGGAACAGUUUUUGUUUUACACAUUCUUCGCAUUUUGUAAAUAGCACCAAACUUGUUUAUGUAGUGAGGCUUCCACUGAAAUGCUAAUAAAUCAGAGAAUUAUAA